This is a messenger RNA of Misgurnus anguillicaudatus (oriental weatherfish), 1911 nucleotides long. It is a transcript of the gene tpm2, whose product is annotated as tropomyosin 2 (beta). NCBI's taxonomy places the organism in Eukaryota, Metazoa, Chordata, Actinopteri, Cypriniformes, Cobitidae. The record is from RefSeq and is a predicted model, not a curated record.
UUUCCAAAAAAGACCAUAGCUCUUCUAGAGAGGAUACCAAGUCUUGUCUCUCUGUCUGUCUGUCCAGUCAGCCUCGCCGUCUGUGUCUCUUUCUGCUCGACCGUCCACAGAAACCAAAGAAAUCAACCAUGGAGGCCAUCAAGAAGAAAAUGCAGAUGCUGAAACUGGACAAGGAGAAUGCCAUUGAUCGUGCAGAACAGGCAGAGAUCGACAAGAAAGGUGCAGAGGACAAAUGCAAACAGCUGGAAGAGGAGCUCCUGGCCCUGCAGAAGAAACUGAAGGGUGUUGAGGACGAGUUGGACAAAUACUCGGAGUCUCUGAAGGACGCUCAGGAAAAACUCGAGCAGGCUGAGAAGAAAGCCACAGAUGCUGAGGCUGAGGUGGCAUCUCUGAACAGACGUAUCCAGCUGGUUGAGGAAGAGUUGGAUCGCGCACAGGAAAGGCUCGCCACUGCUCUACAGAAACUGGAGGAGGCAGAGAAAGCUGCAGAUGAGAGCGAGAGAGGAAUGAAGGUUAUUGAAAACAGAGCAACAAAAGAUGAAGAGAAGAUGGAGAUCCAGGAGAUGCAACUGAAGGAGGCCAAACACAUCGCUGAGGAGGCGGACCGCAAAUAUGAAGAGGUGGCACGUAAACUGGUGAUUCUUGAGGGUGAACUGGAGCGCUCUGAGGAACGAGCUGAAGUGGCUGAGGCUCGAGUCAGGCAGCUGGAGGAAGAACUUAAACUCAUGGACCAGAAUUUGAAAUCCAUGAUGGCUGUAGAGGAUGAGUACUCCACAAAAGAAGACAAAUAUGAAGAGGAGAUCAGAGUACUCACAGACAAACUCAAAGAGGCUGAGACUCGUGCCGAGUUUGCUGAGAGGUCUGUGGCAAAACUUGAGAAGACCAUUGAUGACUUAGAAGAGCAAUUAUCUCAGGCUAAAGAGGAGAACCUAAACAUGCACCAGGUGCUCGACCAAACCCUCCUGGAGCUCAACAAUUUAUAAAGGUGGAUCUGUGCAACACAAACAAGAGUCUUACACCUCACCGAGCUUUCCAGCGGGUCUUAAUGCACCUGCUACUCAGCUGUAGACACACAGAGCAUCGCACAAUUAAUUCACUUUAAUUGAUGAUUUACUAACAGUCGCACACUUGCCAUUUUAAGUCCAUACAUACAGUGUCUUUAUUAGUAUCAAAUCAAAAUAUCUUUAUUAUUAAUAAAUCAAAAUAUUUGGAUCUGUAAUUUUUCUUGUAUAUCAGUUGGAAGAGUGUGAUUUUAUUUUGUGUAUUUAAAACAUUUUGUGGCAGUUUUCCUGGACAGGGUUUAGAUUAAUCCAGGAUUUUGCCUUAGUUAUAUAAGGACAUUUUAGUAGUUUUUACAAUCUUGAGACAAAACAAUGGCACUGAUAUACUCUUAAGAUAUGUCAGUGCAGAUGUUUUUUAAUUAAGGCACUUUACAUGCAUUUUAGUCUGGGACUAGGAUAAACCCUGUCCAGGUAACCUUCCCUUCGUGUUUUGACAUUUUAAAUUUAGUUUCUUAAAAAGUGAUCUAGUAUCAUUUGGACCACAAUUGAAAACAAUGCUAGUUUAAUACAUUGUAUACCAUUUUGGAUUUUAAACAUACCAGUAAUAUACCGUAAAGGUUUUGCAAUGUUAUCACAAUUAUUUUUUUACAUAAAUAUGUUUGUAAUUGUCCCAUAACAUUACUAAAGUUGCUUUCUUAAAUACAAAUCAUUGUGUUGUAAAAUCUUAAAACUGAAACCCUAUUCAGUUGUUGUUUGGUAUAUUAAAGGGGUGUAAUGAAACAUCACUUUAUUCUGGCAAACGGUUUUUAAUCAUUCCUGACAUUUUUAAUGCAUCACCCAAACAUGUAUCCUAUGCAGUUUUGUAAGCUCUUUGUUUUGUUAAAAAUUAAAAUCUGAACUAUUAAAACAA